CGCUGCUGGAAUUCUUCUAACUCAUGUUUUGAUUGCAGUUGUCUGCAUGAUUCUCUUUAUUCGGUCCGGAUGGAACUAUCGUGGGUUACAAUCCAUUUGUGAGGUUGUCGUUCUAGCUAUCAACUCACCUCCAACUGAGACUUCGGAAAGCACAUGCGCAGGCAUCUCUCGGCUAGACACCUACAAACAUAUUGUCAAGGUUGGAGAGAUCUCCGAAACGCAGCUCGGGUUCGUCUUUGAUGACAAUGGGGGUUUCAAAGCUCCGCUGGCGGGAAAGAAAUACGGCCGGGUAAUGGACCAGCGCAGUAGUGUUGCGGAACAGAGUGGGAGUGAGCUUUCAGCGCUGAUUGGAAAUGAAAGGAUGCGUAGCAGUGAUGCAGGCGAAGUGUUGUCACUCAGAAAUGUUCAACUUUGACUCCUCAGCGAGAAUUGUCCAGGAAGACGUUUUGAAUAUUGCACUCUGGCAAAUUGAAUUCC
Molecule: messenger RNA, 477 nt
Organism: Hyaloscypha bicolor E
Lineage: Eukaryota; Fungi; Ascomycota; Leotiomycetes; Helotiales; Hyaloscyphaceae
Exons: 1
Coding region: 47-415 (122 amino acids)
Source: RefSeq, a predicted model, not a curated record